AUGCUCCGUCUCCGACCUACCGUCCUCGCCUUAACAAUGACCGAGGUGCAAGAAGUAGAAGACCGCCGCAAGGGCUCCCGCAAAGUCAGCACCAAGAGCAAAUGGCGCUUCCGCGCACGCGCCUCUGAAAACGCAACGUCGGGAUCCUCAGCCCCAUCGUUGCCAGACUACAGCGACAGUGAUGAUGAGACAGACAUCCCCGAUCAUGACGACGCAGAACAGCCUGUCCAGCUCCCCGUUUUGCCUGCCCGUUUCCCUGAAGAACAGACCGAAGUGGUCCCCACUGCCCGGCCGCCGUGCCCCGAUGUCUCCUUUGACCAGCGUAACUGCGAGCAGUCUGUCGAUGGCGCUGGAGAUGAGCGUGAUCUCAACCAGCAGCCUCAGGCUAGCUCGUCUCGGAGUCAGCUGCCCGUCAGAACGCCUAGGACGUCAUCCGCUCGCCGUAGCAACAGAGACAGUCCCCGUACUUUCGAGCGAUUCGAGCUCUCGUUCCAAAACCUGAGCAUCAGGACCCGGACGGCCACUCCCUCAUCUGCAGCGAAACCUGCAUCUCCCGCCACCGCCGCUCUUCCCCAUCAUGGUAGCUCUCCGUCCGAACGCUUAACGCGUCUCGCCAGCAGCAGAACCCAUACCCCGGCUGCUGCCACACCUAGCAGCGUUCGAUCCAAGCCUUCUCCAGUCAUCGAAACCCCUACGACACCGUCUCGCCAGCCCGUCGUUAGCACGCCCAUGCCUCCUGCUACCUCGGCAAGCUUUCGGGUCUAUAAUGACUCCCUUCCAGCCUCGUCACAGCCUCGAACUCCGCAGAACUUGCCCGAGGCUCGACACCAGAGUCGACUACUCCGACAAGGGGCGUAUACAGUUCCUGCUGGUUGGCGAGCCUCAUUCUCGCAGGAGCAGAGGACGCCGACGACUAGUCGAGCGCAGAGACAAAGGAGCAGAAGAGAGCCCAGUCCACAGGGACUAAGGACGCCCGGAAUGGUGGGAUUGUAUGGAGGGAGUGAGAAUCAUACGGAUGAUGGUGUUGUGUUUGUUGAUAUUAGGGGAGGAGGGGGUGUCGAGGAGGGCGAUGAGGAGGAGGAGGAGGCGCAUUUGUGA
Messenger RNA from Sordaria macrospora k-hell, 1098 nucleotides. RefSeq lists its product as uncharacterized. The record is from RefSeq and is a predicted model, not a curated record. NCBI's taxonomy places the organism in Eukaryota, Fungi, Ascomycota, Sordariomycetes, Sordariales, Sordariaceae.